Papaver somniferum (opium poppy) is the source of this 516-nucleotide messenger RNA. Its product is annotated as ABC transporter F family member 4-like. The record is from RefSeq and is a predicted model, not a curated record. Lineage: Eukaryota; Viridiplantae; Streptophyta; Magnoliopsida; Ranunculales; Papaveraceae. The transcript has a single exon. Gene Ontology annotation, molecular function: DNA binding. The coding region runs from base 1 to 516 and encodes 171 amino acids.
AUGAGUCAACGUGAAUGUGAAGACGAGGAAAGUAAGAAACGAGACCCAACCGGAUGUGAGCUUUCGGAAGCAAGGUUCGCGGAAGCGCCGGUUCCAAAGAAAAGGGGUAGGCCAAGGAAGGAACCGCCAUCAAGUCAAAAACAAACGGGGAAUUCUGUAUCGACAUCACAAGUCGAUGAAGUACCGCUUCCAAAUAAAAGGGGUAGGCCGAAGAAUUUACUGCUAUCAAGUCAAGAACAAAUGACGGAUUCCGUAUCAACACCACAAGCCGAUGAAGUGCCGGUUCCAAAGAAAAGGGGUAGGCAGACGAAGGUACCUGCAUCGAUUGAACAAGAACAACAAGCCGAGGAAGCGGAUGCCACGCCUAUAGUCGAGGUUACAAAGAAAAGGGGUAGGCCUAGGAAGGUACCAACAAUGAUUGAACAAGGGGUGCAUUCUGAAGUCACACCCAUAGUUGAAGGGGUGGCUUUGCAUAUCAAAAAUGAAAGGCCGAAUACGGAACCUACAUCAAGCUGA